Messenger RNA from Seminavis robusta, 2349 nucleotides. The record is from the annotation of a GenBank genome assembly. NCBI's taxonomy places the organism in Eukaryota, Bacillariophyta, Bacillariophyceae, Naviculales, Naviculaceae.
CCACACGCGACGCAGCCAGUCUCAGGAACUAACUCUGCCAACAACACACCGCAACCAAAACCCCAGCUGAAACAACAGCAACAACAAGCUUCUUUCUCUCAUAAAUCGAAAGCGACACUUUCUCCGCAAAGCAUUGAUAAAAUCCACUACUGCAAGCACUAGCUAGAGUACAGAGCAGCAGCACUGUAACAGCAGUUUGGUCGAGAAAGCCGUACCAAGUUAACCAUACGAAAGAAACACCACCAAUUUACUAGUCAAUCAUAACGAUGGUCCGGAUAGACAAGUCUCAGCUGUCGUCGUUGCGGAACGCUUCGACGCAGGCCAUUCGAGACAAAGCCAGGGAGAUUGUUGCCACCGCAACAGAAGAGUCUACCAUCUUUGAUGAGGUUGCCAUCAAUAAGAUCCCUCGCUUUGACGGUGACGAACUCGUGCUCGGUCAUGUUCUUGGCCGCGGCGGCUUUUGUGCUGUUCGAGAGCUCAUCUCGAUCAAGAUGCCCGCCGACAUUGACGAGCUUCCUCGGCAGUCUUCCAUCAAACGCUUGUUUUGCUGCCGAGAAAAGACAUUGAACCCCGCCGCACUGUUGGAAAGCGACGAGAACGACAAUGCAGAAAUCGAUAGUGUCACGGAGACCACCAGUGAAAUGGGAGGAAUUCCACGCGAAAAGUUGGCCCGAUAUGUGUCCAAGACAAAGAAAAAGUACGGAACCAGCAAGUACGUCGUCAAGCAGGUCAACGACGAACUCCAAUACCACGACAAAGUAGCCUACUUGAAAGCGAUUGUGGACAUUGAAUUGGAGGUUAAGUACAUGACCUCCUUGAAUCAUCCCAACAUCCUGCGGAUCAGAGGAAUGUCGAGUCCCAAUCCUGCCAAUGGAGACACCUUUAUUAUCUUUGAUCGUCUAAAGGAGACUCUGGCAAAGAGAAUGCAGGAUUGGCUGCGGCGUCAUCGACAGUGUAGGGGAAUCACCGGAGCAGUGGUGGGCUCCAAAGGAAAGAAGGAAGACCUGCUUGUAGAGCGACUCGUCGCCGCACACAACAUUGCCGAUGCUCUAGACUACCUACACAACAGAGGCAUCAUCUUUCGUGAUUGCAAGCCCGACAACAUUGGUUUCUGUGGUCACGGUGCGCUCAAACUAUUCGACUUUGGACUGGCGCGUGAGGUCCAUGAAAAGGACCGUGUCAAAGGGACGGAAUUGUACCGCCUCACUGGAUUUACCGGAGCCAUUCGGUAUAUGGCACCGGAGGUUGGCCUCCGAAAACCUUACAACUUCAAGGCCGAUGUCUACAGUUGGUCGCAGCUCAUGUGGUACAUUCUAGAAUUGGAACCACCGCUCGGUGUCUACACCCCUCAAAUGUUCCGAGAACGGGUAUUCAAGCGUGGAACGCGACCAGCAGUGAUGGAUGCGUGGCCCAAUCACAUGGGUGACCUGAUGAAAAAAUGCUGGUCUCCGACUGUUUCCGAGAGACCCGACUUUAAGCAGGUCAAGGAAACUCUGGGCGUCGUACUCUUGCCCUACAACAACAAGAAGCUUCUCCCGAAUCGAUUUGGGGAGCCUUGUCUGCCCGGUGACAAGGAGUGCCGCAAUGCCAACGCAUCCGCAUCAGACACAUCGGUAAUGGAGGCUUGCGGACACCACAAACCUCACCAACACCAUCAUACCCAUGCCAUCGUCAACGAUGACUGCUGUGAUGGCGACGAGCACGCACCUGUUGUGCUGCAGCAAUGUUGAUACGCGGAUGCUGUAGUAAACAAAAAAGAAACGCAUCCGCUGCAAACAAAACCAAAAAGCAAUUGAUAAUCACUACUGUAAAAGGUUUAUAGUUUAGACUCGGCAUUCUUCUCCUACUAUACUAGCAGUUGCCGUAGUGCAUGUACUAGAUAGAAGAUGGAUACCCUGAAGUUGAAGAGCUAGCAAUACAGCUACUAUCGAUGUCGAUCCGGGAGAACAAUGCAUUGAAUGCCGAACAAUGCAUUGAAUGCCGCGACGUCGCUACGGUAGCUAGCUAGCUAGGUCGCAUGCAUGAAUUUAGUCACACCAUCCCGCCAUCAUGCAAGGGCUACCUCAUAUUGAUAGAUCUCCUGCAGUCCUAGCUACUCGGGGUCGUUUCGGAGUACCGGUAGCCGGUUCUCUCAGCUGGCGAAACAAAGUGAGUGUAGUAUGAGAUCCUGUGGGUGGGUGGUUUCGGAUGUCGCAGCUGAAUCGUCGAAUUUUUUCUGGACAACAGAACCACGAACACCGCCUCGUGCCAAUUGAACGAUUUUUAUCUGGGAAUGAAGACGUCCAACUGGCGCAAAACGAACAAGAUGAGGUAGCAUCGACAGGAUUCCAUCUAGUUCAUCGAUAAAGG